This is a messenger RNA of Haliotis rufescens (red abalone), 1818 nucleotides long. RefSeq lists its product as uncharacterized. The transcript has 11 exons. Lineage: Eukaryota; Metazoa; Mollusca; Gastropoda; Lepetellida; Haliotidae. Bases 233 to 1369 code for a protein of 378 amino acids. The record is from RefSeq and is a predicted model, not a curated record.
AGCACCUGCCAUAACAAAAUUAUUUCGAUGCUGAGACCGCCUGUGUUUACCUCAUGAGUUCAUGCAACAGAAAUGUGCGUUGUGCAUGAUAUGACUGCACACGGACGUUUUACACACUGUUGUUUAAGUUGAAGUGAUACAGGUCAUCAGCGAGAUGUAAGGUCAUCAUCAGUGAUGUCCUAGACUAAACAGUGCCGACACAGCCAAACCAAUCUCCACGGUCCUGACAGUCAUGGCCACAACAGUGUCUCCAUCAUCGCCCACGCCUGGCAACCAGUCUAGCAACACCUCGACCCCCACAGACAUAAUGGUGGUGGGAUGUCUUGGCAGCUUCCAGACUGUUGCUUGCAUCAGGAACAGUGUGUUGACCCUGCUGGCGGUGAUCACGGCGUUCCUGUGUGUGAUGAAGGUGGCCAAGCUCCACAUGGUACAGCACCAGGCCUGCCAUCAGUACAUCAUCUUCUACUGUGCUUCUCUGGAAUGUCUCCUGGGAGGUGUCCACUGGGUGUUGGGUGGCUUUGCUCAGCUGGACUUCGUGCUCCAGUGGCUGAAGCUCCUCCAGUUCCUGGUGAUGUGCCACUUCUACUGGACACUGGCUACCAGGGCUCUACGAAGGGAGAAGAUAGCAAAGAGAUUCUUGACUCCAUUUCUGAUGGCAGCGUGCGUGUACUUCACCGUCAUCACCGCGCUGGGCAUCAUCAACGUUCAGUCUACGCACAUAGAGUGCCUGCAGCCCUACUGGCUGGAGCUGUCGGCCGCGGAGUUUGUCAUCGUGCAGCUGUUUGCCGUGGCUGGGUUCUACAUCACACGACGUCUCAACGAAAUCAGCACCCUCGACUCCGUCAGAUGGACACAGAAGAGAGACCUCUGGUGCAUCAUCGUGGUGUUUGAGAUAUCCGCCCUUGUUGGGUUCAUCUAUGACGUCACUCUCCAGAUCAUUGGAGAUGAAAGCAAAGGUUGCAGUGCAAUAUUUCUCUACACUCAGGAACUGUACUCCCCAAUCUUCGUUGUCUUCACGAUGCUGAAGCUGCUGGUUCCAAUCUGGGUGAUGCUGUUCGUGUUCCAGGCCACGCCGCCCUCGGCCAGUGACCGAGAGGACCUGCUGCCGGCAUUCAGUGAUGACGGGACGUACACGUCGGUGUUCAGCGAGGACCAGCAAUACCGUCAGCUGUACCACCCCACGGAGGACUACCGCAGCACCAUGAGCGACACAUCACCAUCUUCCACCAUCCCCAGUGUCGCCACGGCAACCGGUGUCCGCCGCACAGCAUCCAACCUCGAGCCAAUCAAAGAGGAGAGCAUGGUGGCCGCUACGCCUCCUGUAGCUGACGCCCCAAGCUCCUACCCAAAAUCAAAGUUUUAUAUCUAGAGAUAUAUUAUUAAGGAAGUUCGAUCUGCCAGUGAUAGUGCUAGCUAAAUUGGGAACAGGUGUGUCUGUAGUUAAGCAAUAUAUGUUUUGAACCAUACAACCUUAACAGGGCCUCAUUAUUCAUAUAUACCAGGACAUUUGUAUUUUGUAAUACACACAGGAGAGUUAAUUGCAGAUGUAGGACAUUCUGCUUGCUUUGUAGAGCAAUAUAUGUGUUUUGAAUCACAUAGGUUUAAGCAUGCCUGAAGUCCUUCCUUACUACUCCCAUUGUAUCCCUAGUAACAUUGAGAUGUUUUUGUUGUAAGUAAACAGUUGAACAUGUGAAUGUCAUCUUCCCGAGACAAGAGAGUUAACUGACUUUAAAAGUCCAGUUUCCACCCUUGCCGAACUCUGCUGGAAUUCCUGGGUCUGAUCGUAGCACCACCAGUGGUUAUUACGAUUAUGUCCCU